Messenger RNA from Gadus chalcogrammus (walleye pollock), 7321 nucleotides. Its product is annotated as regulator of G-protein signaling 3-like. Gene Ontology annotation, cellular component: plasma membrane; nucleus. Gene Ontology annotation, biological process: signal transduction. The record is from RefSeq and is a predicted model, not a curated record. Gene Ontology annotation, molecular function: protein binding. NCBI's taxonomy places the organism in Eukaryota, Metazoa, Chordata, Actinopteri, Gadiformes, Gadidae. The transcript has 27 exons. Bases 180 to 4922 code for a protein of 1580 amino acids.
GCGGCUGGUUUGAAAAUUCUCUGUGUUCACUCAACUAUUGAAAAGUGGAGAUCGAUUCCAGGAGAAGCAGAGAGUUUCUUUUCCCUUUGGAUGAGGUGGCUGGCUGCAGCCUAGGGUUUUUAUUCAGGUCAUCUGGUACAAGGAGAUGGUACGCAACUUCCAGAGGUAACUGACUCACAAUGGACAGAACAGGAGCCAAGAUAAAGAGGCCCUUUCAAGGAAGAGUUCUCCUUCAGCACCAGGAAGCCCAUCUUCACCCACCAACCUGCAAGAGGAGGAGCACAGAGGACCCGAGGAGCAUGGGGGAGGAGAGGAAGGGGAGAGUUGGAAGCUGGAAGGAGAACCAGAACCCAGUCCAGAGAAACAGAGGAACCACGAACCUGCGGAGACCUUACACACAGCCCUCAGAGUUAGGAGCUGGGAUCCUGAAGGAGACAAACUACUCUGAGAACGACUCGUGGAAAACAUGGACCCUUGACCAGAACUGGCCCCAAUAUGCAACAGGUUCCAUGAUGAGAAUAACCAGAGUUGGAGCCAAGGCUCGGGCUGCAGUAGACUGUGGACCGGGGGGCAUGAGCAGUAGACAUGGGAGUGGAGUGCAGGUUCAGUCUGGUAGAGAGCUGAUCCAGUCCAGUAGAGCGCUGCUCCAACACAAUGGACAGGAUAUCCAGUCCAUUCAGGCUCUGGCCCUGUCCAGCCAGGCUCAGGUCCAGUCAAGCCAGGCUCAGGUCCAGUCCAGCCAGGCUCUGGUCCAGUCCAGGGGGCUGCUGGUGAAGGGCAGUGCGGGCCUGCAGGUCAGGGUGGCUGUGAUCAAGAGGACCCGUCUGGACCCUCUACCCUCUGUCGGGCCGCUUGCUGCCCCCACGAUUUACUCCAGAGCACCAGCAGUGACCUCCGGCCAGAGGGAGAACCCCCGGAGCCCCCCCAGUCUGAGGAGGCCUUCCCUGGCCAGAGCUGGUGCCAGCGGUGGGCCUGGCAGCGCCGGGGGGACCCAAGAGCCCGCUCAGGAGAAGGGGGGCCCUGGUGCGACACGUGGCGCGCAGACCGGACCGGAGACCGCAGCGGGCGCCAGAGGCUGUUUCCUGGAGAGCACGGCGGAGCCAACACCGAGAAAGACGAGGAGGAAGAUCAGACUGUCUGGUGUGAGAGGACGAGGUCAACUUCAGCUGUCAAUUCAACUAGAGGGGGAUGGACUUGACAUCCACAUCUACCAGGCCCGAGGGUUGCUGGGAAGAAACUGUGGCUCAUGUGACACAUAUGUCAAGUUGUCUUUGAUACCAGAUGUGGACCACAGUACCAGGAGAAAGACGCCAACAGUUGUCAACUCCAAGUACCCAGAAUACAAUCAGCACUUUGCACUGAACGUGGACACUGAGAACCUCCUGAAGAGGCUGCAGGUCACCGUUUGGAGGCGUCGACUGUCGACUUCAAGGCGCAGUGAGUUCCUUGGAUGUAUGAGUUUUGGGAUUCGAUCUCUGCUGCGCUCCUCCAAGUCCAUCAGUGGCUGGUACUACCUGCUAGGGGCGGAGCUUGGGCGCACCAAACACCUGAAGGUCGCCGCGACGGAGACCAAAGCCAUCACCCCGGCCAAUCGAGCUAAAGGUCGGCAUGGCGAGAAGACGCCUGACGCCACGCCGGAUAAACCACCGUCCCUCGGCCUCAGCAGCAGAGCCAGGACGGAGCGGAACAAGCCCCAGCUGGGGCCGCUUCCUGGGUCAGGCCACCCUACUCUGAGACCUGUUCCUGGAUCAGACCAAUACACUCUGGGACCUGUGCCUGGGUCCGGCCACCCCACUCUGGGACCUGUGCCUGGGUCCGGCCACCCCACUCUGGGACCUGUGCCUGGGUCCAGCCAACACUCUGUAGGACCUGUGCCUGGGUCCAGCAGGUCCUCUCUGGGUCCUUGCUCUGACCUGACCCAUCCCAUCCGGGGUUCUGGCUCUGAACUCAACCAGCUGCUGUUGGGCGCAGCGGGGUCGGACCGGAACAAGAGGUCGGACCCCGGUUCUGGCCCGAUGCACCUCCCCAUGGAUACUAGUUGUGACAAGCUAUCCGUGGUUCACGGUUUGGGAUCAAACAAACAAAGACCGGCUGCCGAUUCUUCGGACCCGAGCAAGGCUUCCCUCGGUCGGGCUUCUGGAUCCAGCGAGCAGGGCCCGAAGGACCGCCUCAGGUCGAUGUUCACGUUGGAGUCAAAGGCCAGCCUCUGCAGGCCUGGAGUCAGUGUGCAGAACGGCAAACCAACCCUGAUGGUGAGCAUCAUGCGAGGGAACGAUGGCUUUGGGUUCACCAUCUGCUCCGACAGUCCCGUACGAGUUCAGUCUGUGGAGCCAGGUGGCCCGGGUAACCAGGCAGGCCUCCAGCAGGGUGAUUGUGUUCUGCAGAUGAACGGUGUUCCCGUGGAGAGCUGGCAGUGUGUGGACCUGGCCCACGCCAUCAGGAGCUCUACUCAGAUAGUCCUGGUGGUCUGGAGGGGUCAACCCGACUUGAAGCCACCCUGUGCAGUCUCACCCGCCUCUACGACAGUGAAGAAGCUCCUUCCUCAUCCUCCUAAUAGCAAACAUGGCCGCCGCAGAGGUCAAGGGUCAGGCGUGAAGUCCCGUCUGGGGUCGCUGUGGCGAGAGGAGGAACCAAGUUACCCCCCCGCCACCACAACCACCACACUCAAGGGCACACGGGUCACGUCAUCAAACGGAGACAACUAUAUUAUCCUCUCGCCCGUCAAUCCAGGAAGCCAGAUGCUUCAGACUGUAUACCAGGAUGAAAAUGGCACCAUCGGACGGCUGUACCAGACCCACCCCAGUAGGGGGCUCCACCAGCAGGAGCCUCACUUCCUCCAGCAGCCCCCCGUGGAGUGGAGCACAGGAGGAGGAGGAGGACACUCCUUCCAAACCACCACCUUGCCCCCUCCGUCCUCCUCCACAUCCCUCGUCCUCUCCACGACACCAGUCCUGUCCGGUUGCUACAACAACUACCAGAACUGCACCAUGGUCCAGUCCCACGCGCCGUGCUCCGGCUACGGAGCCUAUGGCACGCUGGCGCCCAAAACCCUCAUCUUCCCCGUCUUCGUCCAGCCUCUGGACCUGUGCAGUGCGGACAGAACGCUGCUCAUGGCGGAGGAGAUGGUUCUGCACCAAGGGCCGCUGCAGCCCACCAAGGUGACUGUGCUGAUCUAUACAGACCUGAUCUUACUGACCAGAGAGGAUGAGGCCGGACGCUGUAACGUCCUCCAGAGUCCUCUGUAUCUUCAUAACACCCGCCUGCACUAUGUGAACUCUGAGCCCCUGCGUCUCUAUCUGGCUCAGUGUGUGUGUGAGCACUGGGAGUGUGAUAUCAGCCUGGAGGCUUUCAGCCACGACCAGAAGACCAGAGUCAGCCUCUGUCUCCAUGACAACAUCACCCAACAGCUGGCUGUCCCCGUGGAGACCCCACACAGCAACCAGAGGGACGUGAGCCUCCUGUCCCUGGGACAGCUCGACCUCACCUCCAGACCCUCCUCCCCUUACGCCACCUUUUCGGACCUCCCUCUGCGCACCUCCUCCCCUCCUCCCCACCCUCCUCACCCUCCUCACCCUCACCCUCCUCCUCCCCACUUCCUCCCCUUCUCCCCAGAGCGGUGCGGCCCCUCCCCCUGGAUCCUGGCCUCCCCCAUGGAGUCCCCCUCCAAGCGGAGCAGCUACCCCCCGCUGUGGAGGGAGCGGGAGGGGAGGGGGGGCGGCGGAGGGGAGGCGGAGGGAGACAGGGUGACGGAGCGGCUCUGCGGGAGGACCUGCAAGGGGAGGGAGACGAGGAGGGAGAGGGAGCAGGAGAGGGAGGAGCGGCAGGCCGCGGAGGGCCAGAGCGUGUCGGAGGCCUCCGAGAGCAUCUGGGGGGGCGACUCUGCGCCUCUCUCGUGCUGCUCCUCGCCUCUCCCCCCCAUCUCUCCCCCGCCCCCCUACGACAUGGUACGCUCCGCGAGAAAGACCCAGCGGGCGGGCCACAGUACUGAGGACGAAGAGGAGGAGGAGGAGGAGGAAGAGGAGGACCUGGUUCAGGAGUGUACCUCCCCAUUUAGGCUAGGAGCCCCACGUUCCCUACAACGCUCUCUGUCUGAAGGAUCCCUUCUCCAGGAACCUCGAUCCCCCUACUUCCUGUCUGACAGCACCAUCCACAGGCUCACACGACCUUCGACCUCUGAACCCGACCAGGGCCGCCCUCCCUCCCCGCACACCCUCAGGAGAGAGCUGACCCGAGAGGGGGGGUCCCUCCAACAGAUGUUCCACUUCCUCAACGGGGUGAAGGACAGAGAGUCUAAAUACGGCCACCAAAAGAGGAAGAAGAGCUUAGCUGAAGACAUCAGAAGCCGCAUGGCGUUUCUACGACGACAAAACAACUUUAAUGCCAACAGUCUGGAGAGAGCAUUCAGAAACGGCCGACCCCCCCUGGAAGAGGUGUGGAGGUGGGCGGACAGCUUUGAGGCUCUGCUGUCCAACAAAUACGGCAUGGCAGUGUUUCGACACUUCCUGAGGUCAGAGUUCAGCGAGGAAAACCUGGACUUCUGGUUGGCUGUGGAUAAAUACAAGAAGACGCGCACGCUGAACAAGAUGGCAACCAGAGCCCACAGCAUCUUCAACGAGUUCAUCUCGACAAGUGCUUCUCGACAGGUCAAUGUGGAUUCAUCUGUCAGGGAGGUGACCAAUCAGAACCUGCGUCAGGCUCCUGGCCCCGCCUCCUUCCAGCUGGCACAGGAACAGAUAUACAGCUUGAUGGAAAGUGACAGUUAUCCACGAUUUCUCAAGUCCCUCCUCUACUCUCAGCUGGCCAACCAGAGGCCAGCACAUGCACAAACGGACUGCCAGAAUGAGAAAGGAUCUACCAAGUCCUUCAACGGGAUAGGUCCCACGUCUCUGGCCAGCCAAUCAGAGCAAAAGACACUGAUAUGAGCACUGUGGUCAUGAACUACUUGCCUAAAACCUAAAACAAGCUUCUGCCCACAUGUGGAUGCUAUGUGCCCACUUGGCUCCUCUACCAGCUGCAGCUACAUUAACAUAUAUCGUCACAGAAGCAUGUUUAGGCCUUUAGAUGUAGACAGACGGACAGAUCUGUUUCUGAUCUAGACGGUUAGCUUGGCUUGAAGAUUCCUGCUAGAGGAGUAAAUCCUGGUUUUAAUACGAUGAAAGGCUUUUUAGCAGGUCUUGGGAUCUGUUUAGCCUAACAGGUAAUCUAUAGGUUGAUUAAUGCUGCUAGCCAGAUGAUUGAUAGUAGCGAAUCGCCAGUGGCCCGCGACAGUUGUUUUACCAAAUCAAUGCCGGAUGUUAUCCAAAAAUCACAGCGUCUUCCACGUUGCCAUGGUUAAAGAACCAUGGCAACAUACAUACUAUUAUUCUUUUUCAUGAAGGACAUUGUAUUUAUUCUAUAAAUAGUAUACUAUAGUAGUGAAUCUAUUAUACAGGUAGUUCUAUAAGGACACAUUUGUAAUACUUUAAUAUCUGAUGAACAUGCAGUCUUGGCGUGCUCGUCGGUUCGUACUGGUGGCUGCAAGCUACAUAUAUAUUAUAACAAUACUACACUGGCUGGAGAACAGCCUUAUAGAUGCUUUAACCCUGACCAGUGUUAAGAGUUCUGAAAGUAUUUUGUACUCCUUGUAGACCGCUUUACAAGUCUAUCUAAAUGUAUCCCAGCAUGCAAUGUGUUGUAGCGAUGGCCCUGCAAAGCUAUUGUUUCUGAUUGUAGUUCAUUGGUGUCAGACUUCAGUACGGCUGCUCCAGAGUGGAAAUAAAACGUCCCAUUAACACCUCAUUAUGGCUUCUCUUCGUCAGUUUGGUGCUGUUUGGUAUCAAACAAGAUGUACCUUCUUAAUCCCACUUAGAAAAUGUGUCAUAUCAGAAGUGAAGAAUUCAUAACUAAGCCUUAUUUAAAAUGUUAAUUAGAAUAUGCUGAAAUCAAAAUAAAUGUUUUUAAUACACAAUAUGAGUAGUAGAAACGUUAACACAGAAUGAUAGCUGACCAGAUGUAGUUUGUCCAAGGAUGGGUAUUUGUUCUACAAUAGAUAACCAUAGAUUAUCAAUACAAGCCACAAUAUCUUUGGUAUAAUUACAAGAAGUAAUGGUGUUAAUAAUCUAAUAAUAUAAAUACGUCAUUGAUAAAUAAUGGCAAUAAACAAUUUACUUUAAAAUUGCAGCCCAGCGGCAGUUUUGGAUUUAUUAAAGGAGCCCACAGCAACAAAAAACGUUUCAAUAAUUAUUUUGAAACAUUGUUUCAUGUUCCUGUUAUUGAUUCAGAGGACAGAAUGACACCCAGUGGAAAUAAAACGUUCAAUGAACAGAAAAAUGAGUCCAAAAAAGUCUUCACAAUCAACCCAGUAGACAUACAGUAUGUUAAUGACUUUAAUAUUGCAGAGCAGAGGCAAGAGAAACAGAACAUUACGGGGUGUGUGUGUGUGUGUGCGUGUGCGUGUGCGUGUGCGUGUGCGUGUGUGUGUGUGUGUGUGUGUGCGUGCGUGCGUGCGUGCGUGUGUGCGUGCGUGCGUGUGUGUGUGUGUGUGUGUGCAUGUGUUUGUGGGUGUGUGUGUGUGUGUCUGUGUGUGUAGCGCUGGCUGAUGACCCCCAGCUAACCGCUAAACGACCUUGAGGGGUUGCCCUACAACCUUCAACACACCCAGACCCUUCUCUUCUCGGCCUCACUACGCCCCCCCCGUCUCUACCCGGCCAUCACGUGCUUGACGAACUCGGUGUAGUUGAUGUGUCCGCUGGAGUCCUCCUGGCCCAGCAUCAGCCGGUCCACCUCGUCCUCGCUCAGCUUCUCCCCCAGCGUGGCCAGCACGUGCCUCAGCUCCGCGCCCAUCACCGUGCCGUUGCCCUCCUUGUCGAACACGCGUAGGCCCUCCACAAAGUCCUCAAAGGUGCCCUGCUCCUUGGUGCGCGAGAUGUGCUGCAGCAUGGGCAGGAAGGUGUCAAAGUCCAGCAGCUUGGCGUUCAUCUCCUCCGCCUUGGGCUUGCCCAGCAGCUUCAGCACCUCGGAGUUGGUGGGGUUGUGACCCAGCGCCCGCAUCACGUCGCCACACUGCGCGUAGCGGAUCUUCAUCUCGCCCGCCGGCGUCUCGUCGAACAGCGUGAAGGCGUCGCGGAACUCCUCGAUCUGGUCGGCGGAGAACUCCACCACCACGCUCUUCAGGUCCAGCUCGCUGGACGGCGCCGGCGGCGCCGGGGGGGCGGGCUCGGCCGGCUUGGCCGGGGUCUCUUCCUUCUUGGCCUCGGCCUUCUUGGGUUCCACCUUCUUGGGCUCAACUUUCUUGGGGGCCAUGGUGCUGGAGGGACUGGAGACAGAGUGGAAGAUAGUGAGA